UACCCCAUUGACAAAAAACAAUGAGCAAUCCACACGGCGUCGAUUAUAGUACGGCCACCAUUUCCUCCUUCAGAGGCGGAGGAGGUUCUUGGGACCUCGCCGCCGUCAAUCCCACCUUCUUUCCCUCUCCCGGAAUAGAGAACACGCCGCCGUGUUUCUCGGACAUGGACUCGGACGACUUGUCGACAGGGUACCUGGAGGAUGCUUUGUUUAACUACAACGCAAAGAGGAGGAAGAAGACGUUUUUACUGUUCGAUGAUGAUGAUCAAGGACCCACAGACUUGAAUAUUCUUUGGAGCUGCCUGGAUGAUGGCAAUAUAAAGCUGGAUUAUUGUUAUGAGAAUUACGAUAACCUGAGGGAGAUAAGCAAAUGUGAUCACAUUUCAGGAUUGCACCUUUUUCAUGAAAUUCAUCAACAUCAAAGACAAAAAAAAACAAAAAAAAUACAGAAUUAAAGAGAUAUGAAAAGGAAACCAGAUGCAGAAGCCAUCUCAGCUUUUGCAGCACACAGCGAUUCUUCUUUAUCUUCUUCCUCCAAAUGCUAUAACAAUAUACAGCCCCCACCUUCCGUGGACUCGCCGUCUUUUUCCGCCGCCGGAAGCGACGGAGUUCGGAGACCGAGGAAAAGGGCGACGGCGAAGUUGGUGUACCCGUUCGCGGUGGUGAAGCCGGGAGGGACGGAAGGGGACGUCACGCUGAACGACAUCAACGAGAGGAUUCUGAUGCCGCCGACAAGGCCAGUAAAGCAUCCGGUCGGAGACUUUGCUUGCCGACGGCGGAGUUCGCCGGUCGGAACUGGCUUGUCCGGCAAGGCCGUGGUGGCUUUAACUAGAAUUCAGACUCGGGGUAGAGGAACGAUCACUAUUAUGAGGACAAGAGGCUAACUAGCUGAAAUAAAGUUUUUUUUUUUUGUUUUUUCUUCUUCUAAUUUUAUACGGAGUACUACGUAUCUGAAAGAGAAAGAAAGAAUAAAAAAAAGAGUGGCCUGAACUGAAAUGGGUUCCGUUUCUAAGAAAAAUAUGUGGAACUGUUUGAAAAUAUGAAAUUUUAUUAACAGUUCGGUUCUUAUAAAUUAUUUUAUGGAACCGAUAAGGAACCGGAC
Cuscuta epithymum is the source of this 1102-nucleotide messenger RNA. Lineage: Eukaryota; Viridiplantae; Streptophyta; Magnoliopsida; Solanales; Convolvulaceae. The record is from the annotation of a GenBank genome assembly.